AUGAAGUCUGGUACUCAAUCUUUAAAUUUAUCACCUGUGAUGUCACAGGUCCAUGUUGAUGAUUUAAACAUAACAUCAAUACUAUCCAAUAAAGAUAUUAUUAUCAAUGUAGAUCAUGUUAUUGAUUCGGAUGAAGCUAUGAUUUUAGCAAUGGGUUAUAAACAAGAAUUAAAAAGAGAAUUUAGUCUAUGGACAAUUUUUGCUGUUAGUUUUGCUGUUUUAGGUUUAUUACCUUCAAUUGCUGCUUGUUUUGAAUAUCAACAAUUAGUUAUUGGUAUGUCACCAUUACCUUGGAUUAUUGCUAUUAUUUUCAUUACUUCAGUUGCUUUAUCAAUGGCUGAAAUUGCAUCAGCUUUUCCUUGUUCUGCGGGGACUCCAUAUGCUGUUUCACAAUUAGCUCCAAAGAAAUAUCAAGCUUAUUUAACUUGGUUUACUUGUUGGUCAAAUUGGAUGUGUCAAAUUACUGCUGCUCCAUCUGUUAGUUGGUCUUGUGCUAGUUUAAUGUUGGCUUUGUAUUCAUUAACUGAUCAAAAUUAUACUCCUACUGCUGGUCAUGUUUAUGGGUUGACUACAGGGGUUAUGGUUGUUUGUGGUUUAAUAUGUACUUUACCUACAAAAUAUGUUUCACAAAUUGGUUCAUUUGGUACUAUAUGUAAUAUAGUGUUCUUAACUGUUGUGUUCGUUAUGAUAUUGGCUGGUAAUGAUAGAAUUGAAAUUAGUAACGUGACUGAAAAAUUUAAUAAGAAUGCCGUUGCAUGGUCUUUAACAAAUCAAACGGAUUGGCCACAAGGAAUUAGCUUCUUGAUGAGCUUCCUAGGCGUUAUCUGGCUGAUGCUGGGAUAUGACAGCCCGUACCAGCACGUAUAAUUCAUCAUAAAAAGAGGUGUUGGUGGCUUUCCAAAAAAAUUCCAAAAUUCCAAAUUUUGUAAUUGGUACCACAAUCAACAUGAAUCUUAUAAUGCUAUUACUAACUCAUUUUAGUCUUGCAGAAGAAUGCUCUAAUGCGUCAAUUGCUGUUCCAAGAGCAAUUGUUAUGACAUCCACAAUUGGUGGUGGUGUGGGAUUUUUGUUUAUGAUUGCAAUUGCUUACACGUUAGUGGAUUUGAAUCAAAUCGCAGAAGAUCCUCAAGGAUUAGGUCAACCGUUUGUUACAUAUUUGAGUCAAAUAAUGAAGUAUAAGUUGGUGGUGGCUGCAACUAGUUUAACAGCUGUAUCUUCAUUCUUCAUGUCUCAAAAUUGUUUAUUAGCAGCAUCCAGAGUGACUUAUGCUUACUCAAGAGAUGGUUUGUUCCCAUUAUCAAGAUUUUGGAAACAAGUUUCACCAUUAACUCAAACUCCAAUCUAUGCUGUUGUUAUUAAUGUUCUUCUUGGACAGUUAUUUUUAUUAUUGAUGUUUGCUGGUGAUGUUGCUAUUGGUGCUAUUUUUUCAGUUGGUGGUAUUGCUGGUUUUGUUUCAUUUACAGUUCCUACUUUACUCAAAAUCACAUACUCUAGGAAAACAUUUAAAAGAGGUCCAUGGAAUUUAGGUAAAUAUUCAGAACCAAUCGGUUGGGUAACAGUUUCAUUUGUUGGUUUAAUGAUCCCAAUUUUAUGUUUCCCUUAUGUUGUAGGUUCAAACUUGAAUCCAGUCGAAAUGAAUUGGACUUGUGUUGUUUUUUUUGGUCCGUUGUUAAUUGCUACAAUUUGGUUUGUUGUUGAUGCUCAUAAAUGGUACGUUGGUCCAAAGAGUAAUCUUGAUGAAAGUGAUCUUGUUUAUGGAAAAGAAGACACUGAUGAUUAUGAAGAGGAGGCUCAAAGCUUACACAUCUCAAGUAAUGAAAAAGUUUAAUUUGAAUAUCAACUAGUUUAUAUUUCAUUAAAGAUUCAAACUGAGUUUGUUUCAGAAUUUGCAAAAAUACACGACUUACGAUUACCCCUUAAUUUUUUUCUACCUCUUAAGUUUUCGAUAAAAAAAAAAAAAAAAAAAAUCGCGAGGCAAAUUCCAUCUUAUCACAAUGAGUUAUCAUAGAAACAAUCAGAAUAACUAUAAAUCAUAUAGAUCAGAUAAUAAUAUAUCAUGUGCAUUUUUUUCCAAAAUAGGUGCUUGUAGACAUGGAGAAAAAUGUUCUAAAAAACAUAUUAAACCUACAACAUCAAAAACAAUUUUAAUUCAUAAUUUAUAUGAAAAUCCAAAAUUAAAUAAAAAUAAUAAUAUUGAUGAAAUAGAUUCAAAUAGACUACAAGAUGAUUUUAAUCAAUUUUAUAUUGAUAUUUUUAAACAUUUUAGUUUAAUAGCUGAAGUUCAACUGAUUGUAGUUUGUGAAAAUGAAAAUAAUCAUUUAAAUGGUAAUGUUUAUGUUAAAUUUUAUAAUUCAUCAGAUGCAGCUAUGGCAAAUACAAGUUUAAAUCAACAAUGGUUCAAUAAUAGACCUAUACAUUGUGAAUUAACACCAGUUGAUAAUUUUAAUGAAGCACAUUGUCGAGCUUAUGAUAUGAAUAAUUGUGAAAGAGGUGAACUUUGUAAUUAUAUGCAUAUACGACAACCAAGUGAAGAAUUGAAGCAAAAAUUGUUUAAAUCACAAGAUAAAUAUUAUAUUGAAAAGAAAAUAAAUAGUUUAAAACAACAAUUGGAAGAAGAAAAGAAAAUGUAUGGUGAACAACAAGAUACUAAUAAUAAUACAACAUCAACAACAUCAUUACUUCAACAACUAAUGUAA
Molecule: messenger RNA, 2696 nt
Organism: Insectozyma verbasci
Lineage: Eukaryota; Fungi; Ascomycota; Pichiomycetes; Serinales; Debaryomycetaceae
Source: the annotation of a GenBank genome assembly